Ophidiomyces ophidiicola is the source of this 3747-nucleotide messenger RNA. Its product is annotated as class II myosin. Lineage: Eukaryota; Fungi; Ascomycota; Eurotiomycetes; Onygenales; Onygenaceae. The transcript has 9 exons. The record is from RefSeq and is a predicted model, not a curated record. Bases 1 to 3747 code for a protein of 1248 amino acids. Gene Ontology annotation, cellular component: microvillus; actin cortical patch; myosin complex. Gene Ontology annotation, molecular function: microfilament motor activity; ATP binding; actin filament binding. Gene Ontology annotation, biological process: vesicle transport along actin filament; actin filament organization; endocytosis.
AUGGGUCAAUCAAGGCGGCCGUUUAAAAACAGAGAAGAGAAAAGAAGCAGAGGCUUCGGGCGAUCAAGGCAUGAUGAAGGGGGCGGCGGAAAGCCCCAGGUCAAGAAGGCCGUAUUCGAAAGCACCAAGAAAAGGGAAAUUGGCGUAUCCGACCUGACACUGCUGAGCAAGGUGUCUAACGAGGCCAUUAACGAGAACUUAAAGAAACGAUUUGAGCAUGGGGAGAUUUAUACGUAUAUCGGCCAUGUUCUAGUGUCUGUGAAUCCAUUUCGUGACCUCGGUAUCUACACCGACAAGGUCCUAGAGAGCUACCGGGGGAAGAAUCGGUUGGAAGUCCCGCCCCACGUUUUCGCAGUAGCUGAAGCCGGAUACUACAAUAUGAAAGCAUAUAAGGAAAACCAGUGUGUUAUUAUAUCUGGGGAAUCUGGGGCGGGAAAGACGGAGGCAGCCAAGCGGCUGAUGCAAUACAUCGCCAAUGUGUCCGGCGGCACCGAUUCUUCGAUCCAACACACAAAGGACAUGGUACUCGCAACAAACCCGCUUCUCGAAUCUUUUGGGAAUGCGAAGACGUUGCGAAACAACAACUCUUCGCGUUUUGGGAAAUAUUUAGAGCUUCAGUUCAACUCUGUUGGCGAGCCAGUUGGUGCUACCAUCACCAACUACCUUCUUGAGAAAUCUAGAGUCGUCGGACAGAUUAAAAACGAGCGAAAUUUCCAUAUAUUUUAUCAGUUCACAAAAGCCGCUUCACAGACUUAUAGAGAUACUUUUGGCAUUCAGCAACCUCAAUCUUAUCUUUACACAAGUCGAUCGCAGUGCUUUGAUGUUCCCGGAAUCGAUGACACUGCAGAUUUCAAUGAAACCUUAGAAGCAAUGAAGAUCAUUGGUCUGCCACAAGCUGAACAAGACAAUAUCUUCCGCACUCUAUCCGCGGUAUUAUGGCUUGGAAAUAUGCAAUUUCAAGAGGAUGACCACUCAAACGCGUCAAUCACGGAUCAAUCUGUUAUUGAUUUUGUUGCUUAUCUUCUGGAGGUGGACGCAGGACGAGUAAAAAAUGCACUUACCCAAAGAGUUGUCGAAACCGCACGGGGCGGCCGCCGUGGCUCGGUAUACGAGGUCCCUCUCAAUACUGUCCAGGCAACUGCAGUUCGAGAUGCUCUCGCGAAAGCGCUAUAUUUUAACUUAUUUGAUUGGAUUGUUCAGAGAGUGAAUGCGUCCUUAAACGCAAAGGGGGCAAUCACAAACACUAUCGGUAUUCUAGAUAUUUAUGGCUUCGAGAUUUUUGAGCGAAACUCCUUCGAGCAGUUGUGCAUCAACUACGUUAACGAAAAGUUGCAACAAAUAUUUAUUCAGCUAACCCUGAAAACGGAGCAAGAGGAAUAUGAAAGAGAACAGAUUAAGUGGACACCAAUCAAAUAUUUUGACAACAAAGUUGUUUGCCAGCUCAUCGAAGAUAAGAGGCCUCCAGGGGUUUUCGCGGCGUUGAAUGACGCCUGCGCAACAGCACAUGCCGAUUCUGGGGCCGCAGAUCAAACGUUUGUUGGAAGAUUGAACUUUUUGUCUCAAAACCCUAACUUUGAGUCUCGACAAGGCCAAUUUAUUGUUAAACAUUAUGCCGGCGACGUCGCCUACGCGAUUGAGGGAAUGACGGACAAGAAUAAAGAUCAACUACUCAAGGACUUGUUAAACCUCGUCAACUCGAGCUCUAAUAGCUUCUUGCAUACCCUUUUCCCUAACCAAGUGAAUCAGGACGAUAAACGACGUCCGCCUACAGCAGGAGACAAGAUUAAAGCAUCUGCUAACGAUCUAGUUACAACUUUAGCCAAAGCCCAACCAUCUUACAUUCGAACAAUUAAACCAAACGAUAACAAAUCGCCUUCCGAGUACAAUGUUGGAAAUGUUAUUCAUCAGAUCAAAUACCUCGGUUUACAGGAAAACGUUAGGAUUCGAAGAGCAGGUUUCGCUUACCGCCAAACUUUUGAAAAGUUUGUGGAACGAUUUUAUCUCCUUUCGCCAAAGACGUCCUAUGCAGGCGAGUACACAUGGACCGGCGAUUCGCAAUCCGGCGCCCGCCAAAUUUUAAAGGAUACUAGCAUCCCUUCCGAGGAAUACCAGAUGGGUGUCACUAAAGCAUUUAUCAAAACACCCGAAACCCUCUUUGCUUUGGAGCAUAUGCGAGACCGCUACUGGCACAACAUGGCGACUAGGAUUCAGCGUGCCUGGCGCAAUUAUCUUCGAUAUCGUACGGAGUGUGCCAUUCGCAUACAACGAUUCUGGAGAAGGGUGACUGGUGGUCUUCAAUAUAUCAAGCUUCGUGACCAAGGACACAAAGUAUUGGGUGGUAGAAAAGAACGUCGAAGGUACAGUCUAGUCGGAUCAAGAAGGUUUUUGGGUGACUAUCUCGGCAUUGGUAAUGUCGGAGGAAUGGGGGAUGUUAUUAAAAGCUCGAUUAACAUUGGAAGCGGUGAUACUGUUCUCUAUUCGUGCCGAUGUGAACUCUUGGUAACAAAAUUUGGUCGCUCAAGUAAACCAUCUCCCCGACUUUUAGUCCUAACGUCUCGCAACAUUUAUAUAGUUGUUCAAACAAUUGUCAACAAUCAACUUAGCAUAAUGGCAGAGCGGACCAUCCCAAUUGGCGCUAUCAAAUUUGUCAGCACCUCCAAUCUGAAAGAUGACUGGUUCUCCAUUGGAGUUGGUGCUCAGCAGGAGCCGGACCCUCUCCUAAACUGCAUUUUUAAGACGGAAUUCUUCACCUAUCUUACGAACGCACUGCGUGGUCAACUUCACCUCAAGUUUGGAGAUAGCAUCGAAUAUAACAAGAAGCCCGGAAAAUUGGCUGUUGUGAAAGCUAUGAAAGACCCCUCGGUUCCCCGCGACGAUGUGUAUAAGAGUGGCACAAUCCGCACUGGCCCCGGAGAACCAGCAGAUUCAGCCUCCAAGCCCACACCCAGGCCCAAACAGGUUGCUGGAAAACCAAUCACAAAAGGCAAGUUAUUACGACCUGGUGGACCGGGAGGCGGGCCUUCCAAACUUGCAUCGCGACCAAGACCUGCUGCCCUCCCAGAAAACCCCCGAGUUGCCAAAGAACCCAGCGGCGCACAAUUCAAGCCCGUAUCACAGCCCAUCGCUGCCGUUGCUGCAUCGCAUAAUAGAAAUAAUUCGGGCUCGCAGACUCGCCCUCCACCUCCACCUCCGCCCGCCCAGCCGCCUGCGCCAAAGAAGGACUCCGCCAAAGCCCUGUACGACUUCGAUAGUGGACGAUCAAAUGAGCUAUCCCUUAGGAAGGGAGAAGUCGUACAAGUUGUCACAAAGGAAACUAAUGGUUGGUGGUUGUGUAUGAAUACCGAGACCUCCGCCCAAGGAUGGGCUCCUGAAGCGUACCUUGAAAUUGUAGUUAUCAAAGCUCCCUCGCCGCCGCCUCCGCCACCUAGCCUUCCGCCGCAGCCAAAAGCAGCCGUAUCUAACAAUAUUCCCAAUGGCCCGUCCCGCGUCAACGGGGCGGCCGCUAAAGCGAAGCCAGCGCCUCCCGCUCCUCCCGCAAAGCGUCCGAAUAUGGCACGUAAAGUGAUACCGGCCGCGGCUCCUCGAGAUAGCGCUGUGAGCAUGAACUCGCACGAAACUCCAGAUGCCAGCGGCCGCGCGACCCCAAGUAGCAUGAACAGUACAAGCCUUGCGGGCGGGCUCGCGGAGGCUCUGAGAGCCAGGCAAAACGCCAUGCAAGGGAAAAACCGCGAUGAUGAUGAUUGGUAA